GGCUAACGGUAGUUAGCUAACAUGUUUAGCAUGUUGAAAUCAAUCUGGAGCUCCUUUCUGAGAACCAACAGUUCAGGAUUGUGACCCGUCCAGAGUCCGUACUUCAGGCUCAGUGGCCGCUGGAUCCUGGGAGAAUACGCAGCUGUUAUGCUACGCUAACGGCAGCUGGAAGCAACAUGUUGACAGCUGGAUUAUCCAACAACAAGGUAAAGUAUUCUCGACUGGCAGCUGACGACGAUGGCUACAUCGACCUGCAGUUCAAGAAGAAUCCACCAAAGAUCCCUUACAAGGCGAUUGGUGUGGCAGUAAUCUUGUUCCUGAUUGGCUCCCUGCUGAUCAUUUUGGGAGCUCUGUUUCUGGCUGGGAUCAUCAACGUCGAGAAUCCUGACCGCACCAUCCCCGUCAUCGUCAUAGGCCUCCUGGUCUUCCUGCCCGGCUUUUACCACCUCAGGAUCGCCUACUACGCCGCCAAGGGUUACCGCGGUUACUCCUACGAUGACAUCCCGGACUUCGGCGACUGACCCGAGCGAAUGUUUCCCCUCUGAAUCGAAUGUAGCAGAACGAACGGAGCGGUGGAGGCCGACAUGAUGGAGCUUUGCUGAAGUGUUGCAGAAAUGUAUAACUGAGAUGUUUCUUCUUUGCUCUGUUUGCUCUCGUUUCUUCUUCGCUUUAUUAGCCUCCACGCCGAAGCACGACCGACCUCAGAGACUCCAGCUGCUUUAUUGGCAGCUGAGGAAGCUGGCCUGCAAAAACACGACACAGAAAUCAUGACGCGUUUCUUAUUUACCGUCGCUCCAAGGCGGCUGCAGCUCCAUACUCGCAUCCUUACUGGUUCUUCUGGGACGGAGUGUUUGCAAUAUAAUCCAAAGUAGAGUUUUUUAUGGUGUAGGUAUAUAUUUUAAAGUGUUUGUACUCUUCUUGCUCUGUGUUUAGAAUGUUUAAAAGCAGUGUUUCCUUUUGUUAUGCUGGAGCGACAAUAAAGAAUGUUUUGAAGUUGCUGCAAUGAAGCAGAAAAUAAAAUGCUGGGGUGUUUAAUAAAUGUUACAUGUUUUGAACUUAUUCAGUAAAUCAAAAAUAUUAACAAAUGUGGAUUAUUUAAGGUUUUAAUCAAGGCUGUGGUAGCAUGUUAGGGCAAUUAUAAAUGAGGAAACAGGGGGGGGAGUACAUUUCUUCCCCAAAAAAUCUGAGAUGUUAUAGAAAAAUCAAGUUUGAAAAUUGGAAAAUUUGCUAGAAACAUUUUUUGAGAUAAAUUUUAGAAAUAUUUGAUU
Molecule: messenger RNA, 1268 nt
Organism: Poecilia reticulata (guppy)
Lineage: Eukaryota; Metazoa; Chordata; Actinopteri; Cyprinodontiformes; Poeciliidae
Source: RefSeq, a predicted model, not a curated record